Molecule: messenger RNA, 1502 nt
Organism: Ixodes scapularis (black-legged tick)
Lineage: Eukaryota; Metazoa; Arthropoda; Arachnida; Ixodida; Ixodidae
Product: histone H3.3A
Exons: 3
Coding region: 189-599 (136 amino acids)
Cellular component (GO): nucleosome
Molecular function (GO): DNA binding; structural constituent of chromatin; protein heterodimerization activity
Source: RefSeq, a predicted model, not a curated record
AAAUAUAACUCUUUUGUUUGGUGUAGGUGGCGGCAGUGUCGAUUUGACCUACAUAAGAGUUUGUUGUGGUUGAUAGUGGCUUCAAUCGAGUGCUAGCCGUAAAUCAAACCUCGUUAGCGAAAGCUGUAAGGAUUUUCAACAUUUUCGCCUUCUCAUAGCCCGAAGACUUCCUUCACUCAAAGUGAACAAUGGCCCGUACUAAGCAGACCGCCCGUAAGUCGACCGGAGGCAAGGCGCCUCGCAAGCAGCUGGCCACGAAGGCCGCGCGCAAGAGCGCCCCUUCCACGGGCGGAGUGAAGAAGCCCCAUCGUUACAGGCCCGGUACCGUGGCCCUUCGUGAAAUCCGUCGUUACCAGAAGUCGACGGAACUGCUCAUCCGCAAACUGCCCUUUCAACGACUCGUCCGUGAGAUUGCUCAAGACUUCAAGACGGACCUCCGUUUCCAGAGUGCUGCCAUUGGUGCACUGCAGGAGGCCAGUGAAGCGUACCUGGUGGGUCUGUUUGAGGACACCAACCUGUGCGCUAUCCACGCCAAGCGCGUGACCAUCAUGCCGAAGGACAUCCAGCUGGCCAGACGGAUCCGCGGGGAGCGUGCGUAGACGCUGCCAUCCCCGGCCCCUGCGUGCACCCCCUCUCCCCCCUCUUCCACCGUUGUCUGUCGGUCGUCGUCCGCUUCACUUCCGCCGCACAUCAUCAUCGUUCGCCGUGGUGUCGUCCAAAAAGAAGCGUUCCUUUGCGUGCAUUUUUUUUAUUUUAUGCAUAAUCUCCCUCCUUCACGGUGAAAGUCCAGUUCUUUUCUGUUCGAAGCUCUCGCAUUCUCAAUUUUUUUUUUCUCUUGCCGAGGGUGUAUUGCGUGGUGUGUUUUGGUGCGUUGAAGGCGAACCUUGACGUCGGUGCGGGCGUGAGUCGGGCAUCGGCUCUCGCGUUUUGUUUUGACGGCUGGGCAGGUUCAACAUUUGGUGCUUUUUUUUUUUUCUCUUGAGAAAUUGGGUUUGACAAUGGAAGCGUCUUUACGAUUGUUUACUCACGUUUCGGCCGCCUUCAUAUCCCGGCUCGAGAUUUGUCCAGCGACAACCGUGUACUUAAAGAGACGUCCCGCUUUGCACAACCCGGGUCCAUCUUUGGCCGGAAUCGAUUGGCACGCUUGGCAUUCUGUAGGAAAACUUCCACACAUUAAAAGAACUUUUAAAAAAAAAUUUCAUUGCCCUCGGUGUAUGAAAUACCACUGCCAGAAAUAGGCUGUGUGUGCAGCUUUUCGUUUUUCUUUGCCCCUCUGACUUGUGCUGCGUAUUCCCUUCCCUCAUCACAUACAUUGUGGUUGUCUCAAAGUGCGAGAGGGGCGUGUCUACAUCAUGUUUCUUUUUCCUCCCUACCUGCGUUUUUAAAUGUGUAUUGUACCUCCACCACAUCUCAAAUAGCCGUAGUUUCGUAAGCCAUGGUUUGUAGGCAAGAGUCUCUCCGAUUUGGUCUUAAGAAAAAGGAAUAAAGCAUUACAUUCCAAA